AUGAGCAGAUCGAGCAAUCCCAACAUUACUAGUGCCAAAGAUGUAGCAACAGAUAGUAGACAACCUAAUAGCGGACCUACUACAACCAGUACUGAUGAAUUUGGUCUCCCACAUCGCCUGUCGCACCGUCCCGCCUCCUCCCAUGGUAGCAACGAUGCCGGUUCCGACUUUUUUCACGAUGCGAACGACGGAAAUCAGAAAACAGCUGAGGGAAGUCACCAGGAGACGAACGGUAUAUUUAUAGAGGCCACUUCGAUUGCUACAAUGGAGAAGGUUCCUGGCAGUGAGUCAGACUCUGCAAAAGAAGUACCUGGGACAGAUGAACGGCCCUCAGUCCACCCGACAGAGGAUUCGAACAGAAAGAGUGGAGCGGGUGAACAAGCAACAGACGGUGGUGAUGCCUCAUCGAGAGGACACACCAGCUCGUCGUCCACCGCUCCUGACUCACCCACCAGCCGCGUUUCUCCAACCGCCCGUAGAGCGAUCAUGAAUUCGCCCAUCAUGAAGAAGUCGGAUCGUGCCAGCCAGCCAGUCAUAUCUGAAUGGUCACAUCAAAAGCUGGGAAGUAGCAAGGAAGCUGAACAGGAAGAGGAGGAAGUAAAGUGGCAAGCUAUGCGUGCCCUGGAUGAAUUCGAUAUCUACGAUGAUGACGGGAGACUGGUUGCGAAAGGUGCUAAGGAAGACGACGAGGAUGAACCAGCGUAUGGGAAACUUGGCGGUGCUGGCAAAGGUUAUACGAGACUUCUGCAUGACGACGAUGCAGAUUCCCAUAACAGUUUCGAGGAGGAUACAGACUAUCUGUUCAAGGGCAACCGAACAAACAACCUUGACGACGAAGAGCUCGAAGAGGAUCCUCGCGACAUGAUGCAACAGCUGGAAGCUACUAAAGAUCUCCUUACCGAGGGCCAACGUAUAGCCUAUGUUGGUGUCGUUAGACUCAUGAUCUACAAAAUGCAGAAAGCCCUUGAGGACAUGGAGAGGACCAGAAAAACCAAAAAGGAGACGGUCAAGGCUCUCGAGAGCAUGGAGAUCUGGGGUCAGCAAAUGAUGGUCCGCUUAUACGCUCACAUGAACAUAGAUAUUGCUGAGCAGGUCAUGAUAGAGCAGUUGGCCGAGCACGGUGUAGAACCUGCCGAUCUUGCGCCCUCCUUGAUGCAGAACGCUCGUGUCAAGAAUCCUCUGGCUGAGACUCAGAGCUCUCAGACCCCUUCGCAAACCGAUCACGUUUCUGUGUCUAACAAGCCUGCUGCUGACGUUGAAGACCUGCAGGAAGCGAAAACAGCUGAAGAGGUGCCUGAGGUCCAUGGAAUCGAAGACGCUCCCAAAGAAGGCCAGAUCGAUCUUGACAUUCGUUGGACGAUCCUGUGUGAUCUCUUCCUCAUUCUCCUGGCUGAUAGCAUCUACGAUGCUCGUUCACGCAGACUGCUUGAGCGCGUUGCUAGUACCAUGGAUAUCAGCUGGGUGCAGAUCUGUCGUUUCGAGAAACGUGUCAUAGAUCAGCUUGAAAUGGAGGAAGCUGCAAAAGAAAAAUGGGACGAGUCCGAACAUAUGGAAACGAGGAGGAAGCAGGCUUUGACCAGAAGAUAUGUCAUGAUGGGCUUGGCUACUGUUGGUGGUGGUCUAGUCAUUGGCCUUUCAGCAGGUCUUCUUGCUCCUGUCAUUGGUGCUGGUCUAGCUGCUGGCUUCACGACAAUUGGCGUCACCGGUACUGCUGGUUUUCUGGGAGGAGUCGGCGGCGCUGCACUCGUUACUUCUGUUGCAACAACCGCAGGAGGCACCAUUGCUGUGAGAGCGGCACAUCGAAGGACCGGUCAUGUGAGAACAUUCGAAUUCAGACCUCUUCACAAUAACAAGAGACUCAACCUCAUUUUGACCGUGUCAGGAUGGAUGACUGGCAAAGUGGAUGAUGUCCGCUUGCCUUUCAGUAGUGUCGAUCCCAUCAUGGGUGAUAUCUAUUCGUUGCACUGGGAGCCAGAGAUGCUUCGGUCCAUGGGCGAUACAAUCAAUAUUCUUGCUACUGAAGCCUUGACACAAUCUAUUCAGCAAGUCCUGGGAAGUACGAUUCUGGUCGCACUCAUGGCCGCAAUGCAGCUGCCAGUAGUAUUAACAAAGCUUUCAUAUUUGAUUGACAAUCCUUGGAGUGUCUCUCUAGAUCGAGCGCACGCUGCAGGUCUGAUCUUGGCAGAUUCUCUUAUAGCGAGGCAUCUUGGACAGAGACCGAUCACACUCACCGGCUUCUCCUUGGGAGCACGAGUUAUUUUCUCCUGUCUGAAAGAACUUUCCAACCGAAAUGCAUAUGGUAUUGUUCAAAACGUCUAUUUGUUCGGCUCUCCGAUCGUCGCCAACAAGGACGAGUACCUGAGAGCACGAUCCGUGAUCGCAGGUCGCUUUGUGAAUGCAUAUGCAAAGAAUGACUGGAUCUUGGGCUACCUUUUCAGGGCCACUUCAGGUGGUAUCAUGAAGGUGGCAGGACUUGCCCCGGUGGAAAAUGUACCUGGACUUGAAAACCACGACGUGACCGAACUGGUUAAUGGCCACAUGGCAUAUCGAAAAGCAAUGCCCAAGCUUCUAAGAAAGUUCAACUGGGAGGUCACCAGUGACGAGUUUACCGAGAUCGAAGAUCCAGACCCUGAGAACCAUGAACAACGGCAACGUGAGCUAAUAGCAGAAAUUGACGAAGCUCGAAAGAAGGCUGAGCAAAAACCAGAGAAGAGACGCUUUGGACUUUUCAAGCGUGGCAAAUUGGCCGAAAAGAAGCCAUGGGAGAUGUAUGAUGCCAAAUCGCCAAUGCAUAGUAAAUCAUCAAGCAUCGACCAAAAUGUCACCGAAGAAAACAUGUGGGGUGAAGGCAAAGUCCUCUUCGACAUCGACGCUAUUCGCAAAGAGCUUGCGGGUGAGCAAAUUGAAGUCAGAGAACUUGAUAGUAAUCAGCCUCCAAUUCAGAUAACCACAAUCAAGAAUGGCGAAAAGGUCAUUGAGUCGCUACGACUACCUCCAGGCAUCAGUAUGAACGAAGCAAAGAAGAUGAAACUACCGCCACGACCAGAUGAGAUCGAUGACGAGUCACUACCUCCUACAGCCGCCAACGGGUUUUUACAAAGGGCGACUUCCGCCUCAGCCACACCAACAACAACAAUAACAGAGACGAAGGACAAAAGGAAGUCGUUAGCACCCUCGCCAUUACCACCGGCAGCGGAAUACGAAGGCGCAGACUUCAUGCCCAAGGAGAUUGAGAGUACAUUACCACCACUGCAACUCACGCCUAACCCACAACUGAACUCUUCGCCUACUCCCAGACCAGGGCUGAAGUCUCAUACAACAACACCGCUACCUGAUAAGGCUGGGUGGGCAGAUGUUGACUAUGACACGAGCAAAACAUCCAGGGGAAGUCGCACCCCUGUCGGACUUGGGCUCGCAGCAGCUGGAGGCGCAGGAGCAGGCGCAGGUGUUGCUGCGGUGGCACUUGCAUCGCCUGUAGAAGCACUGGAUCUGGAGCACAAUGCUUGGGGCGACGACGCCAAUGGAGAUAUAAGUUUGACGUUUGCGUGA
Lithohypha guttulata is the source of this 3549-nucleotide messenger RNA. RefSeq lists its product as uncharacterized. The coding region runs from base 1 to 3549 and encodes 1182 amino acids. Lineage: Eukaryota; Fungi; Ascomycota; Eurotiomycetes; Chaetothyriales; Trichomeriaceae. The record is from RefSeq and is a predicted model, not a curated record. The transcript has a single exon.